Ctenocephalides felis (cat flea) is the source of this 1392-nucleotide messenger RNA. Its product is annotated as interference hedgehog-like. Gene Ontology annotation, molecular function: protein binding. NCBI's taxonomy places the organism in Eukaryota, Metazoa, Arthropoda, Insecta, Siphonaptera, Pulicidae. The record is from RefSeq and is a predicted model, not a curated record. The transcript is spliced from 6 exons. The coding region runs from base 1 to 993 and encodes 330 amino acids.
AUGAUAGCAUUUUAUAUUCCAGACCCAACACGACCAGCUGAUGGAUUUUACUUAUACUUCCGUCCAGCUUCAACAGCUGGAGAAUAUGUCAAAGAAACUGUAGACGGCGAGAGGUCUCGGGUUCAUCGCAUCGAACAUUUAACUCCUGAUACUACAUAUGAGGUCAAAGUGCAGAGUUUUACGGCUGAUGGAGCAUCAGAUUUUUCAGCGAUUUUAACUCAAAGGACCAUGAAACAACCAACGGAGCCCCCCACGCCUAUGGUAAUACUUGAUCACAGACCGUCAUCUGCAGCAUCAGCGUCUGCUUCUUCCGGGUCAUCUGUGGUUAACAUGAACGAGACCAUGGACAAAGAUAAAAACCGCCAAGGUGAUUCAUCAUCUGGAGCAUUGGCCGUAGGCGGAGGAACUGCUGGCGGUUUAGCUGCUGUUCUGGUUCUAGGUGCUGCUGCAAUUUAUGCCUUGCGAAAGAAAAAGAGAGAGAAGAAUGAGAGAGAUCACAGUGAGCGAGAUGAGGGAGAUGAAGAUGGCAGGAUAUCGAGUGAUAAUAAAGAUGGUGAUUUUGCCAACAUACAAGAUAAACAAGAGGGUCAUAUUUCAGAAUCUAAUGGUUAUAUAACAGCAAGCGCUAUUAAUCCACAUAAUAGUUACCAGUUGAAAACUGUUCAAAUCACCGCCAAUGGAUGUGCAAGAGUUAAUAUUACAUCUAAUCCCCUGGCUGAAGAACAAUCUGAUAAAAAUGCAAGCGUGACACUGACCGAGCUCGAGAUGGAAAUGUCCUUGCUCUCCCAGAACAACAACAUGUCUGGUAGUUCUUCCGGAAGCGCUGCCAACAAUAGUGAUUCGAUGGAUAAACGACAAUAUAGCGGUGCAGCAUGUCCAGGCCAUGGCCAACCACCUCUUCACAAGAAAAUGAUGAGAAAUGGCGGACUUCAGGUAUCAAGGAGAAACGAAGUGAAUAUGAAUAGCAACAGCAGUAUCGAAAACUAUGUGUGAAUAUGGUUGAUUUCAUGUCAAAGACAUCAUGUAGAUUAUUUUAAAAAAGGUUGAUGUAAAGACAUAGAGUAAUAUAUUACGACUGAAUAAUUUUAACUAUACUUUUGAAAACUGAGCUGUUUGUAGAAAAACAUGAGAACGUGAAUGCCUAAAAGUGAUCUUGAUACUGAUCAAACCGUGCAUUUAAAGCAUAGUAGAUAAAUCAAUUGAGCAUUGAAUCAUUUUGUGUAUAUCUGGAAGUUGUAUAAAUAGUGAAACAGUAUAAACUUUUGAACAAAGUUGUUUAUUCUCGUACUUUACUCUUUAUUUAUGAGUAUUUACUUAAAACGAUAUCAGAUGCGGUUACAUAAAUAAAUUAUCUCAUCGUCAGUUUAAUAAAUAAAAUUGUUUAUAUUUGAA